Molecule: messenger RNA, 1380 nt
Organism: Aphanomyces astaci
Lineage: Eukaryota; Oomycota; Saprolegniomycetes; Saprolegniales; Verrucalvaceae
Exons: 1
Coding region: 72-1274 (400 amino acids)
Biological process (GO): nucleoside transmembrane transport
Cellular component (GO): plasma membrane
Molecular function (GO): nucleoside transmembrane transporter activity
Source: RefSeq, a predicted model, not a curated record
CGCCAUCGUUGAGAAACCACCGCGACCUGUCAAUUCAAUUCCUAAUAUCCCAAGUACCACACACAAGCAUAAUGGAACUGAUGACGCCUGAGACCACCGUGGCCGAACGGUCCAAGCACAAGGUCACGCUCAACGUGUUGUUUUCGUUGAUUGGCAUCGGGUACCUCUUCCCGUUCUCGGCGCUCACGCAGCCCGUGGACUACUGGAAGUUCCUGUUCCCUGACGUCAACAUUGAGUUUUACAUCACGUGUGUAUUCUUGUACACGAACUUGAUUACGCUGGGCCUCGUGGUUGCGUUUGGGUCGACCGACACGGCGACGUACGCCAGCCGCAUCGUGGGUGGAUUCGGGGGCCAGUUUCUUGUGCUCAUGAUCGUACCCACGGCGUACUUUGUUGUGUCGUCCCACAAUGCGUACAUGGCCGUGGUGCUCGUGGCCACGGCGUUCGCAGCCGUCGCGACCGCUUUCCUGGACAGUUGUGUCAUUGCGCUGGCGGCGACAUACCCCGUGCAUGCUCAAGAAGCGCUCCAAUUUGGCGUGGGGCUGAGUGCGCUGAUUGGGAGUGUGUUCCGGGUCUUCACCAAGCUCGUUUUUCCCAUCGACGCCGUCGUCGAGUCGAGCGCGAUGUACUUUUACAUUGGCGCCAUCACCGUGGUCGUCUGUGUCGGUGCGUUCCACAUGCUCAUGCGUCUGAAACGGCAUGUCGAGUUUGAACCCACGUCCUCGUACCACGCGCCACCAAUCGACGUUGCUUUGUCGCCCAUGAAUCGGUGGAAUGUCCUUCGACAAUGCUAUCGCCAGGAACUGCUCGUGACGCUCUCGUUCUUCACAACGCUGUGUCUGUGGCCGCCCCUCGUCACAGAAAUGACCAGCUUCAACUUUCCCGAUCUCCAAAGAUCGGGGUGGUGGCCCCUGAUCCUCCUCACCGUGUUCUCCGUGAUGGAUUGCAUCGGUCGUGUAUUGGUGCCGUAUCGCUUUGGCUUGACCAAGGACACGAUCUGGAAGCCAGUGGUCCUGCGUAUGCUCUUGAUUCCGUGCAUCGUCAUGACGGUGCAGCGCGUGUGGUUCACGCACGACGCAUGGUCGGUCUUGUUUGUCGUGCUCUUGGGGCUCUCGAACGGGUACUUUGGCUCGCUCACGAUCCUCGUGGUCAACGAAAGUGUGGACGAGCGAGAUCGGGGCGUCGCGGGCACGUUCACAGGUUUCUUUUUGAUUGCCGGGUUGGUCCUGGGGUCGACUAUGGGCUUGAUUUACAUGCAUGUUACCCAUCCUUGAGCCUGUAAUUGGAUAUUAUCAACUAUCAAUAGUUCAACAUUCAUAAUAAAUCUUAUACAGUUGGAUUAUCAAUUAAUUAUCAAUAGUACAACAUACAUAAAUCGUA